Messenger RNA from Suillus clintonianus, 1562 nucleotides. RefSeq lists its product as uncharacterized. NCBI's taxonomy places the organism in Eukaryota, Fungi, Basidiomycota, Agaricomycetes, Boletales, Suillaceae. The coding region runs from base 1 to 1194 and encodes 397 amino acids. The record is from RefSeq and is a predicted model, not a curated record. The transcript is spliced from 3 exons.
AUGACUAGUUGGGACAACAAUGAUUCAGCCAUGCAACCAUCGAUAGCUGUGGGAACAGAAGAACAGGAGGACGAUUUCCUGUUGACGAUGAAGACAUUCGAUUUUGCGAUCGUCAAUGAUGAUCCUGAGCUUGAUCUUCCGUCCCAAGUAACGAAUCCACCAAACAUCACAGCCCCAAGCGAUGUGAAGCUCCCAUUUCUAAGACCAUCUUCUCAACAACCCACCGUAGAAAUCCUCCAGUCUCUUGGCAUUAAAGUGCGAGAUUUUGCGUAUGAGAGUACUUUGCCACCCAUCGCGCCCAUUCCGCGCGUUCCACGGCAAACACAGCCUAGUGCAAGACCGCUGAAACGUAGCAGAGGGGACUGGGAGGAAGAGGAAGGAGAGUCAUCGCGUUCGUCGCGCCCGCAAUUCGGACGCGAAGCCACCAAUGCUGGCGUACAAUCAAGCAGCAAGCCCGAGUCUCUUGUGCGAACAGCCACUGAGCCACUUGAAUUUAACCCUCCGCCCGUGUCAAAGCGUGCGAUGGGAUGCGCGGACUUGAGCAGACCACCUGUGCUUUUCGGAAGCCGGCUACCGUUCCGUUCGCCCCGUCGCGCUCUUAAAGCCCAUCGUACCCCGCCGAGAAGAUCAUCACCUGCAACUCCGCUGACUUCUCCCCUAUUCGGCUCGCCAUCAGAAGAGCCUUCUCAGGAGACAUCACAAGAGUCGGAGUUAAUAAUGACACCUGCUGGACCCGAGGCCUGGCAUAUUGAAGACACCAGGUCGAUACCAGCGUCACAGCUGGACAGAGACUGUUCAGUUUUUGUGCCAGAAGAAAUAUUGUAUUCUCAGGGAGUGCUAUCCCCACAGUCCUCGCAACUUGCCACGUCGAUUUCUACUCCCAUGCGGUCUUCUGUCGCCCCUAGUCACGUUUUGCCGGCAUUGCAGGCAGUUGAUUCAUUCGAGUCGUCGCACCUUAUUCCACAAAUACCAAGUUCCCGGCGGGAACGCAAGCGUGGGCUGAAAGGAUCCACGGCGAAAGUUUCUCCGCAGACAUCCCCUCGUUAUCUUCUCCGUCGACGAUCGCUAUUGUCUGUUCACGCUCCCACACGUUCUCGAUAUCCCCAUCCACUCACUCCCACGAAGAAAGGAAGCCCGAAGGGAUCUCCGCAACCUCGCUGUAGACGGAUGCAGCGGCCUGUGCUAUCGAGGUGAAUUUUAGAUGAGAUGAUUGCACAAGGUUGGUACAUGGAUAGGAUUAAGUUAUUUUUUAUUGCUGUUGUUUCAACAAACAUUCGAGGAGUAUACCGUUUGCAGUGAUGCUCCAUGUAGUUUUACAUCGCGGUGACAAUUUCAUGUAUACAUGCACAAUGAGACUACCUACAAUGUCUUCUCUUCUUCUUGCUAUUUUGAUUGCGCACAUGCACACUGUCGUGGAACGAACGUGCGUCCAUGAUGUCGAUGGAUAAUUCUCAUGGACUCUGAUUCAGUGACCGAAGGCGGAUGGGCAUGGGAUUGACAAGGGUAUGUUAUUUGCGGUAUUGCGCAUCAUGAGUGGACUAGUCCCGAAAUGAAAUGCCGAU